Molecule: messenger RNA, 1866 nt
Organism: Pyrus x bretschneideri (Chinese white pear)
Lineage: Eukaryota; Viridiplantae; Streptophyta; Magnoliopsida; Rosales; Rosaceae
Exons: 3
Coding region: 1-1866 (621 amino acids)
Molecular function (GO): protein dimerization activity
Source: RefSeq, a predicted model, not a curated record
AUGGCUGGAAACGGGAUCGCGCCUUGCAGCAAGGUUACUGAUGAAAAUCUUGCAGAAAUGAAAAAGUUAAUUCGAGAGUGUGAAUAUAAGCUGAAGAGUUCUACUCUUAAGAAUGUGUCUUUGCCCAAUACUGGUUCUUUCUGUUAUGAUCUACUUGAAGUGAAUCUUGAUCCAAAGAAGAGAAAAGGAACAAGUGGGCCUCUCAGUAAAGCUUUUAACAAGGAAGCUCGAGAUCAAUGUGAUGCCGAGGUUACAAGGAUGUUUUAUACAGGUGGCUUAUCAUUUAACCUUGCAAGAAAUCCGUACUAUCGAAACUCAUAUGUUCGUGCUUCUACACUUCCAGGGUAUGUUCCACCAGGUUAUAAUGCACUAAGAACCACUCUUCUGCAACAAGAGAAGAAUCACAUUGAGCAAUGCCUCCAACCAAUCAAGCGCACAUGGAGCACUAAAGGUGUAAGUUUGUGCAGUGAUAGGUGGACAGAUGCACAAAGGAGACCACUAAUUAAUAUUAUGACAACUUGUGAAAGCGAGCCUAUGUUCUUAAGACCAAUUAAUUGUGAAGGUGAAUAUAAAGACAAGCAUUGUAUUGCCAACUUUCUCACAGAAGCUAUCAAAGAAAUUGGUCAUGAAAAUGUUGUUCAAGUGAUCACUGACAAUGCUCCUGUCUGUAGAGUUGCUGGGUUACUUAUUGAGGCUCACUAUCCCCAUAUCUUUUGGACACCCUGUGUUGUUCACACUCUUAAUCUUGCUUUGAAGAGUAUAUGCUCUCCGAAACAAACACAUGUUUCGUACGAUGACUGCAAUUGGAUUUCAACCAUUGCUAGUGAUGUUUGGUCCAUCAAAAUUUUUAUGAACCAUAGCAUGAGAUUGUCCAUGUUUAAUGAACAUUGCAAACUAAAAUUGCUCUCCAUUGCCGAAACAGGAUUUGCUUCCACACUUGUGAUGCUUAGAAGAUUUAAGGAAGUAAAGAAAGGUUUACAACAAAUGGUGAUUAGCCCGAAUUGGGCUUUGUACAAAGAAGAUGAUUUGGUUAAAGCAAUGUCGGUGAAGCAAAAAAUAUUGGAUGAGUACUUUUGGGAGAAGAUUGAGUAUAUUCUUUUCUUUACAACUCCAAUAUAUGAGGUUAUUAGAAUGGUUGAUACAGAUAAACCUUGUCUUCACUUGGUGUAUGAGUGGUGGGAUACUAUGAUUGAAAAGGUAAAAGCUGCUAUCUACAGGAAUGAGCGCAAGGCAUUACAUGAAAAAAGCAGCUUUUUUGAUGCGGUGUAUUAUAGUUCAGAAUGGCUCCAAGAAGACCCUGGUCAGGUUGCUCCACACCGAGAUGUUGAGCUUACAACUGAAAGGAAAAAGUGCUUUGAGAGAUACUUUUCCAAUGAGGAAAUUAGAAGAAGUAUCAAUGUGGAGUAUGCCUGUUUCUCUAUGUGCUUGAAUGACUUUGGAGCUAUUGAUUCUAUGAAUGAAAGGUUUCAUUCGGAACCAGUGAUGUGGUGGAUUGUCCAUGGAGCUUCUACACCUAGUCUCCAAUCCAUAGCGUUGAAGCUACUUGGACAACCUUGUUCCUCCUCUUGUUGUGAAAGAAAUUGGAGCACUUAUAGUUUUAUUCACUCUCUAAGAAGGAACAAGAUUACACCACAAAGAGCGGAGGAUUUGGUAUUUGUGCAUAAUAAUCUUCGUCUUUUAUCAAGGAAUAGCUCAACCUACAAAGAAGGUAUUACUCAAUUGUGGGAUGUUGGAGGAGAUGGCUUUGAAAACUUGGGUGAAGAAAGUGUCGGGAUGCGUGAUAUUGCUAACCUUUCACUUGAUGAACCGUCAUUGGAGACUACUUUGAUUACUAGAGGAGACAUCAUGAACGUGGAAGUUGAAUGA